This is a messenger RNA of Momordica charantia (bitter melon), 659 nucleotides long. It is a transcript of the gene FT, whose product is annotated as PEBP (phosphatidylethanolamine-binding protein) family protein. NCBI's taxonomy places the organism in Eukaryota, Viridiplantae, Streptophyta, Magnoliopsida, Cucurbitales, Cucurbitaceae. The record is from RefSeq and is a predicted model, not a curated record.
UUCAACAAACUAAAAACAAACCUCCCACCUUCCUCACGUACACCCCAUAAUUUCAACCAACUAACCCAACCAUCGUCUCCUCCAGACAACCAUGCCGAGAGAUCGGGACCCUCUAGUUGUUGGGAGAGUCAUCGGCGACGUCGUCGAUUCGUUCUCGAGGUCCAUUUCGAUUAGGGUUACUUACAGUAGUAGGGAAGUUAACAAUGGUUGUGAGCUCAAGCCGUCUCAGGUUGUCAACCAGCCAAGAGUUGAGAUUGGAGGCACUGAUCUUCGCACCUUCUUCACUCUGGUUAUGGUGGAUCCUGAUGCUCCUAGCCCAAGUGAUCCUAAUCUUAGGGAAUACUUGCAUUGGUUGGUGACUGAUAUUCCAGCUACAACAGGGGCAAACUUUGGCCAAGAGAUAGUGUGUUAUGAGAGCCCAAGACCAACGGUGGGGAUCCAUCGCUUUGUGCUCGUGUUGUUUCGACAGCUAGGAAGGCAGACGGUGUACGCCCCCGGGUGGCGCCAAAACUUUAACACUCGAGACUUUGCGGAGCUUUAUAAUCUGGGUUUACCAGUUGCUGCGGUUUAUUUCAACUGCCAAAGGGAGAGUGGAUCUGGUGGAAGGAGAAGAGUUCAAGACGAUUAUUGAAAACUUGUUAAAUGUCACAUAAACUUAU